Molecule: messenger RNA, 303 nt
Organism: Parnassius mnemosyne (clouded apollo)
Lineage: Eukaryota; Metazoa; Arthropoda; Insecta; Lepidoptera; Papilionidae
Source: the annotation of a GenBank genome assembly
AUGAUGGAUCGAAGAAAAGGGAAUAAAACGCGUCUAUUCUUGAGUACUAAGAGAAAAAAACAUCAUUUACGUAUAAAACGGAAGAUCCAUUUUGCACCGUGUACAUUACCAUCCAAAGAGAGUCGAGAACCGUUUGACGAAAACGCAAGCUCUUCAUCGUCAACUACUAUACUCGAUGACUUGCAUUUAGUUUGUGAUGACGAAGAUGGUGACCAUAAUGAAGAAAUUCAAAACGACAAGUUAUCAGGACGCAGAAUCGUAGAUAUAAAAUAUCUGUUUUCUGCUAUUUCAAGCAACAUUUAG